AUGUUUCAGGCGUUGAAAAAUGCUAGUCGUUUAGGUGUCCAACCUUCGAUUUACCGUCAGUUCCACACUACAAGACGUAUUUUACAAGAGUUCAAGGAUCCAUAUGAUACUCUUGGUGUUGGCAAGAGUGCCUCUCCAUCAGAGAUUAAAAAGGCAUAUUACAAAUUAGCCAAGAAAUACCAUCCAGAUAUAAAUAAGGAGCAGGGCGCUGGUGACAAGUUCCACGAUUUACAAAAUGCUUAUGAAAUUUUGUCUGAUGCCGAUAAGAAAAGUCAAUAUGAUCAGUUUGGUGCUGCUGCCUUUGGCCAAGGUGGUGCCGGGGGUGGUCCAGGCGGUCCAGGUGCAGGAUAUGGUGGAUUUAGCGAUUUCUCAGGAUUUGGUAAUUUUGGUGGAAUCAAUUUUGAAGAUCUAUUUGGUGCUGCCUUUGGCGGUGGUGGAGGAAGAAGCUCUCGUGGGUCACCAUUUGGGAGCUCCAUGUUCAGAGAAUAUAGAGGUGAUCCUAUCGAAGUUUCUUACCGUAUGCCAUUUAAAGACGCUGUAUUCGGUGCCAAAGAUGUGAAUUUGAAGUUUAGAGCGUUAGAUCCAUGUCAUACCUGUGACGGAUCUGGUAUGAAAACAGGUGCUAAACCCCAAAGCUGUCCCAGCUGUCACGGUACUGGUACUACUGUCCACGUACGUGCAGGUUUCCAAAUGGCUACUACUUGUCAGCAGUGUGGUGGUGAAGGUACUACUACUAAACGUGAAGAUCUAUGUGGUUCGUGUCAUGGUGAUGGUGUUGAAUGGACUAAAGAUAAGAGCGUCCGUGUAGAUUUACCACAAGGUUUACAAGAUGGUGAUGUCGUUAGAGUACCUGGCCAAGGUUCUUAUCCUAACAUGGCUGUUCCACCAGAGAUGAAAAGUAGUAUUAGACUACGCAGAGGUGAUGUGCUUGUGCGUAUACGUGUGGAUAAGGAUCCAAGAUUUUCAAUUAGAGAUAAAUGGGAUAUCUGGUUUAUCCAAGACAUUCCAAUUACUACAGCAGCAUUGGGUGGUACGGUUCAGGUUCCUACAGUUGAUGGCUCUCAUGUACGUCUAAGAGUGCAACCAGGAACUCAACACGAUCAAAUCAUUUCUAUCCCUAACAUGGGUGUUCCUCGUGUUGCCGGUACCCGUGGUUCCAUGAAAGUUCAGUACAAGAUUCAAGUGAAGAAACCUCAAUCCAAGGCCGAGCGUUGUCUAUGGGAAGCAUUGGCCAACAUUACCAAUGAUUCUAAUGCAAAGCGCACUGAGAAUUUAGAAGCUACUGAAAAAGCUACUGAAGCCGCAACGACAAACCCAGAUAAUCCUUCGGCAUUGGGACGUUUAGAAAAUUUCAUUUCAAACACUUUCAAAAAGAUUAAGGGCGAAUAG
Messenger RNA from Zygosaccharomyces rouxii, 1389 nucleotides. It is a transcript of the gene MDJ1, whose product is annotated as Mdj1p. Gene Ontology annotation, molecular function: heat shock protein binding; ATP binding. The coding region runs from base 1 to 1389 and encodes 462 amino acids. Gene Ontology annotation, cellular component: cytoplasm. Gene Ontology annotation, biological process: protein refolding; response to heat. The record is from RefSeq and is a predicted model, not a curated record. NCBI's taxonomy places the organism in Eukaryota, Fungi, Ascomycota, Saccharomycetes, Saccharomycetales, Saccharomycetaceae. The transcript has a single exon.